Messenger RNA from Pleuronectes platessa (European plaice), 5176 nucleotides. RefSeq names its product prolyl endopeptidase like (gene prepl). Gene Ontology annotation, molecular function: serine-type endopeptidase activity. Bases 256 to 2412 code for a protein of 718 amino acids. The record is from RefSeq and is a predicted model, not a curated record. Gene Ontology annotation, biological process: proteolysis. The transcript is spliced from 15 exons. Gene Ontology annotation, cellular component: Golgi apparatus; cytoskeleton. NCBI's taxonomy places the organism in Eukaryota, Metazoa, Chordata, Actinopteri, Pleuronectiformes, Pleuronectidae.
UGCUACGUCACCACCAGCUGCUUCACGUGCCUGGGAUGGAUCUUCUCUCUCUUGACUGACAGAUGCACAAAAUCACGUAAACAACGUUGAAACCCGGAAACAACAGGUGGAAACUCAGUGACCGCUCGUUGCGUGGGUCGCGUUUGCCGUCGUGAAUCCCAAAUGGGGGACAGUCGGCCACUCAACCCCCACGUAAACAAACGAGCCUACCCCUGGUUAAGCUAGCUGGGCUAACUGCUAGCUGCUAGCCGGGUGAUGGCAGCUCUCUCGUCUCUGCUCGGCUCCUCGGCUCGAGUCGCUGCUUGGAUUCGACCUGUUUGUAAACAGAUGGCUCGUGUGUCCUCGCAGCGACGCUACACGCGGGAAAAUUCCACCUCACCUGCUGAUCGCCUCAGUUCUGGACUCGAGACGUACAAGGACCUGCAGAAAUAUUUCAACAGGAGACUGAGGGCGAUGUACCGGAGGAUCUCCAGCACAACUGAUCACUCAGUGAUCUGUGGCCACCAUCAUGUGUAUUUCAUUGAAGGCGAUGGCAUCUACAGGAUGGACAACAGACAGAGAGACCUGGAGCCGGAGCAGGUGCUAAAUGUAGGACAAGUCUCUGGAGGAGAGGAGGAGACAGAAUCUAAGAAUGGAGAGAGGAAGCAGACGUUUCAGUGGAUCGUCCAGAGAGUACGUUUAUCCCCACAGGAGAAGCAUCUCGCUGCCACGUUAAGAGCGGCUCAUAGAGAGGAGCUGAGAUGUGUGGUUGUGAAGCUAAAGAGGGAAACGUCCACUUCUUUGGAUCCUUCACACAUCUUAACAACACUGGACAAAGUCUUCAGCUGUGAAUGGGCCACAGAUGAGAUCCUGUUCUUCACGACCCUCGAGGGCCUGCGCUGCAGCAGAGUGUCUCGUCUGGAUCUGACCUCCGAUGGAAGCAGGGCAACGUCUGUGUAUGAGGAAACACGGCCUGAUGUGUUUGUGGAGGUCACCCUUUCCAGAGACCGACAGUUACUGAGCAUCAACUGUAACAGCAGGACCAGUUCAGAGGUGCUGCUGGUCGAUACCACAACAACCAGCGUAGAGCCUCUCCUGGUUCAGCCUCGACAGCCGGACCUCUUGUACCACGUGGAGCACUGGAGGAGGAAGCUGAUCAUACUGGCCAAUACAGGACCUGGACAGGAAUAUCAGGUGGUACAAGCUCCACUCUCCAACCCCUCCAUGGUGUCCUGGGUCCCACUCUUUGCCCCUCCUUCUGGCUCUACAGUCAAAGACAUGGACGUGGUUGGAGACCACUGUGUGUUGACUGUUAGAACUCCGACCAAUGAGAUCGUCCUGAUUGUGAUCCCGCUGACUCACCCUAAGAAAGCCUACACUGUGCCGCUCCCUACCUGGGCUUGCGCCAUUCAAACCAAGAGACCAGGCUUGGCAGACCAAUGCCAAGUGUUGGAACUCCUCAUCUCAUCUCCAGUCCACCCACCGGUGCCCUACUGUCUCUACCCAGAGGACGGGCUCCUUCUAUCAGUCACUGAGGAUGGAUCCGUCCGAGAGAACCAGGAGGAUUAUACCACCUCACGUUUAGAGGCCUGCAGCCAAGACGGUACCCUGGUGCCAGUCACACUCUUCCAUGCAGUACCUGUGGAAGGUCUGAGACAGGCGCCACUGCUGACUCAUGUCUACGGAGCUUAUGGCAGAGAUCUGCACAUGGACUUCUGCCCAGAGAAGAGGCUGCUGCUGGAGCAGGGCUGGGCUCUGGCCUACUGCCACAUCAGAGGUGGAGGAGAGAAGGGUCUGUCCUGGCAAAGACAAGCUCGUGAGGAGAGGAAGCUGAAAGGAGUGGAGGACCUUCACGCCUGUCUCCAACACCUCUUCUCCUCAGGAGUCUCCUCACCCUCACUCACUGCCCUCAAAGCCUGCAGUGCUGGGGCUGUGCCAGUGGGGGCGCUGUGCAACAGACACCCACAUAUGAUGCGGGCCGUCACCCUGCAGGCUCCUUUCCUGGAUGUGUUGGGGACGAUGGAGGAUCCCAGCCUGCCUCUAACUCUGGAGGACAGAGAAGAGUGGGGGGACCCAUUAGGAAACCCCAGACACAGACUCAGCAUCUCCUCUUACUGUCCCCUUCACAACAUCACUCCUCAGUGCUAUCCAUCAAUGCUGCUGACAGCCUACAGCAGCGAUGCCAGGGUUCCUUUGGCAGGUGUCCUGAAAUACACUGAGCAGCUAAGGAAAGUCAUCCACACUCACUUCACCACGGAUCCAAAGUCGGGAUGUGAACCAGCACCAAACAUCGUUCUGAAUAUCCAACCCGGAGCCAAUCACCUCGGCCCAGACGACUUUGAGCUGAUGCUGGAGGAGGAGGCCCUGAAUCUGGCAUUUCUAUACAAAGAGCUGGGACUCGAGCCGCCGAGACGCAAGAGAAGGAAACCGUGAGGCCUUUCGAGAGGUUGUCGGGAAUCAACAUGGACUUUUUUUGUCAAAGGAAAAGACAAAGAUGGUGACUGUGUCUGUUGCGGUUCCUUUUAAUUCUCUGACAUACAUCCCUUACAGAGGAGACACCAAAGAAACAUCUUGAUUUCUACUGUGAAACUGUAAUAACUGAAUACCAGUGUCCAUUCACGUUAGCAUUUAUAAAGUAUGUCCAUGGCUCCUAAAUAACAGGCCUUCUCUGAGACGUAGCACUGUUUGGGAUGGUCGGGAUUAAACCGAGUGGGCGCGGAGAACUGAAUCACCAAACCCUCCCCCGCCUCCGUCAGGAUCCGAGACUUCUGAAGCACUUUGCCAUCGCUGACACCGCUCGUGCUCAUCAGCACCGGCAGCUGGUCCGGCAGCUCCACAAUAGACGAGAGGUCUGUGACGGCAGAUUCUUUGCCAAAGUUAAGGACCAUGAGGAAAGCUCGGUGUAGCCCGUCCAGCUCCCUGAGGUACGAGAAGACGUUGGCGUCACCGUGGAUGAAGCAGAACCACCCGCGGUGAAGCGGCAGCUCCGACUGACGCAGGGUGUUCAGGAAACGGUACUGAGACAGAACCGAGCGUCCAUCUUUCUUCUGGACCUAGGGGAGAGAGAGUGGCCGUUUUUAAAGUAAGAAACACAAGCAGCCUCUGGUCAGAUGUUCCUCCCGAGUUGAACAGAACUAAAAGAUCUCUGUACCUCCACGUUCACACUUGUGAAAUCCGGGUGAACCGGCAGCCAGGUGGCGUUGGUAAUGUUGUUGAAGCCUGCGUUCAUGUGACCACUCCACUGCAUGGGCGACCGCUGAGGGUCCCGACUGGCGCUCUGCAGGGACAACAAGCAGUUUGACUUUAUAGAGCACAGACACUUCAACCUAUACACAUGUCGGUAGAGUUUCAUUCAAAUAUGGUCAAAAUGCAACAAACUGGAAAUAAAUCCUGCCGUAAUAAAUGUUUGUCUAUUUUCAUUGUUGACAAACAUCUUGUCCUGUUGUGUCGUUGUUAUGAUUAUGCAGCAAAUUAUGCUUCAGUGUCUAGUGCAUCUACUUUAAAUCCUUGUUAGUGUGUGCAGAGUACUGACUGUGUUGUAUUUGCCAGCGGGAUCUUGGAUCUCACUGUCCGUGACAUUAAUGUUCUCCAUGCCGAUCUCCUCUCCGUAGUAGGUGGUGGGGGUGCCGGGGAGCGUGAGCAGCAGCAUGUUGAUGACACGGAUGUAGGUCUGACCAGCGCUGGUGGCAAUCCGAGGCUUGUCGUGGUUUCCCACCUGGAAACAGAGGGAGUUAGAGAGGUGCAAAGGAAAAGGUGAAACAAGUGGGGGAUGAUUUAAAGAUGCCAGAGAACAAAAUAGAUGAACGGCGACUCACCACCCAGUUGGCCCAUCGCCCAGUGGGCAUGUUGGUCAUCCACAGCUGGACCAGUUGUUGAACCCACAAGCCGCUGGUGUUCUGAGGCAGGUCCAGCAGGUAGAAGUUGAAGGGGAAAUCACUUUCUUUCACCUGCGAGGUGCCGUAGUACAUCAUGGUCUUGUCCACCUCCUGGUAAUCGUACGACUCGGUCACCAUGAACCUGGAGGCGGCAAGAAGGUCUGAUAAAAAUCAAACUGACCCACAGCCAAGCAUGGAAACUCAUCCGUUUCAACCUAUUACCUUUUAUUAAAUAGAUCUACUGACCACAUACGAUAAUAAAAAUGUCUUGUAGUGUUUUAGAUAAUCUCAAUCAGCACCAUAUUCUUCACAUACCUGUAUCUGCCAGGCUCACGGCUGUAAAGGUCCAUCUCUGCCCUCCAGUCCCUCAGGAGGUCGUGCAGCCCCACCUGACUGGUGGUGUAGUCGUGGUAAAGGUCCCACUCUGAAGUCACCGCCUCCUGGAGAGGAAGGAACAUGAAGAAAGAUAUUAUUACAUUUAGUUUCUGCAGAGAAGUAGUGUUUCAUUCCCAGUAGAGUUUCCUCCCUGAGAUCAUCAUCUCCAGUGCAUUAGUGCAGCUCAAUGGUAUUCUCCUCAGCCCACUGGGAGUUAGUGGGAACGGGAGUGUAAAUGCAUUUCUUUGUCUUUUCUUAGGCCAGAACUCAGGGAGCAGCAGCAGGACAGGUAGUUGGGAAAUAAGUGGAAACCUGAUACAGAGCGAAGAGGCCAAGUAGCGAUCGACGAGUAAUGUUGUGCAAGAAUUAUUAAAAGUUUUAUUAAAAUAAAGUUAAAGUAAAUCAUUAUGGGAAAAGAUAAACACACUCCUGGAUAUCAGUUCUCUAAAUUAUCAUCUUUUCAUCAAGAUCCCUAAAUUAAUCCCUGAAAAACAUUUAAAAUGGUGAAAAAUCUCCCGUUGAUAAAAUUAUUGAAAAACACGUUCCUGGAUCUGUCCCCUCAUCCAGAUCCGGACAGAGGUGAAAACAUAACUUGCUUGGCAGAGGACAUGAUUAUGAGGGAACCAACUCAGGAGGUGCUUCAGUCUCUUAAACCCGAUAACACCCAAUGUGAGUGUAUUGUGUGUCGGGGGAACUCAAACACAACACAACACACAUAUUCCAGUCAGAAAAGACCAGGCCACUGAUCUAUUCACGCUCUUUACCACUGGCUUGCUGCCAUGUGACCGAACCAUUUAGCAAGCUGCCUUUAAAAUACACUGUUGGCGUGAAUUGAGAGCUUCAGUCGGCAGUAAACCACUGAAGCAAUAAUGAUAACACAGAAAGUUGCUUAGUUAUGAACACGGCCUUGAAAAUCUCAAUAAACCCAUAUUGUACAUGUGACUAUA